AUGGAAAAGACUCCUCGCGACCCUACGCAGGCUGCCAUGUCUGGGCCUGUCUCCGCCGUCCCAACCGAACUGCCCACGCCUCAGGAUGUCGGCUUCUUUUCCGGUCCCGGCCAGCACAAAUAUCAAUUCAACAUGCAAGACGUCGGCUCUCCUGAUUCGCAGCAAUAUGCCAUUACCCGGCACAGCCAACUCAUUCAGCGCACUUCCUCCGCUGCUGAGCUCGGCGAUCCAGGCGCUACUGCCAUAAGCACCAACCUCCAGAGCAGCACCGUCCUGGCGGCCGUAUUCAACCACGGCAUAGUCACACCAGGUCAAAGCCCUGCGAGUUACGACGGCUUCAUCGACGAGGAUAUCGUGAGCAUGCUCAUGUUUUCAGAUACGUGGAACACACACUCAGAUUUCGCUCUACCAUCGCAGCUCCUGCCACCACAAUCGCCUCCGCGACCUCAAACCAACCCAUUUGAUGACUGUAGUGGCUUAUUUGGCCACGAUUCCCCUUUGCCAAAAUUUCCUCGGCCAGCAGAUGGUGAAGUCAAUAGUUAUGUCAAAUUCAAUUGGCCUCGACCACCGCUGCAGCGCCAAUGCCCUGCACCACAGGCCUCUACCAGUACUCUCUUGGCAGGAAGCAGUUCAACCUAUCGAAGAUCAUCAAACCUGCCGCCGUCCCAAAUCGGCGCAUCUCUUCCAUCACCAGCAAGAAGCUUCCGAUCAUGUUAUCAGAAUGAUAUCACAACGGUCCCGCAACUCCUCCUGCCACAAUUCGGGCAUAAUGCUCGGAUGGACUCCACGGACAGAAAGCUGUUCCAAUUUUGUAAGUUCUGCUUUCGACAUAUCUCACUAGAAAUCCGUUCUAACUCUUUACCUUUGAGACACCCACAAUUGGUGCCCGGGAAGAAGUUUGUUGAAGAAGACCAACCCGUGGCUCUUCGCUAG
Molecule: messenger RNA, 933 nt
Organism: Cordyceps fumosorosea ARSEF 2679
Lineage: Eukaryota; Fungi; Ascomycota; Sordariomycetes; Hypocreales; Cordycipitaceae
Exons: 2
Coding region: 1-933 (310 amino acids)
Source: RefSeq, a predicted model, not a curated record